This is a messenger RNA of Menidia menidia (Atlantic silverside), 1776 nucleotides long. Lineage: Eukaryota; Metazoa; Chordata; Actinopteri; Atheriniformes; Atherinopsidae. The record is from the annotation of a GenBank genome assembly.
AGAGGCUUCCAGUUCAGGAGUGACCACAGGUUUUUCAUACGAGUUUGGUUUGUGUUCCCACGACAAGUAGACAUGGUCAGCCGAUUUGAGCACCCAGCUGGUGGAUACAGGAAGAUUUUUGAGACCUGCGAGGAGCUUGCAGAGCCUCUGCCAGCAACAGUCACUGGAAGGAUCCCUCCAUUUCUGAAGGGAAGUCUUCUCCGUUUGGGACCUGGACUUUUUGAGGUUGGAGAUGAACCCUUUUAUCACCUCUUUGAUGGCCAGGCCCUCAUGCAUAAAUUUGACUUCAAGAACGGCCAAGUUACCUACUACAGGAAGUUUGUCAGGACAGAUGCAUACGUGAGGGCCAUUACUGAGAAGCGCGUGGUGAUCACUGAGUUUGGCACAUUUGCGUAUCCCGAUCCCUGCAAAAACAUUUUCUCCAGGUUUUUCACGUAUUUCAAGGGUGUUGAGGUCACAGACAACUGCCUGGUGAACGUCUACCCUAUUGGAGAGGAUUUCUAUGCAGUAACAGAAACCAACUUCAUCACCAAAGUGAACACUGACACCUUGGAGACACUGAAGAAGGUUGACAUGUGCAACUAUAUCAACAUUAACGGAGUGACAGCACACCCACAUAUUGAGAGAGAUGGCACUGUAUACAACAUUGGAAACUGCAUGGGAAAAGGAGCAACACUGGCCUACAACAUCGUCAAGAUCCCUCCAACACAGAAAGAUAAGUCUGACCCCAUUGAGAAGUCAAAGGUGGUGGUGCAGUUCCCCAGUGCUGAGAGUUUUGGCAUGUCAGACAACUAUUUUGUCUUUGUGGAGACUCCCGUGAAAAUUAACCUGCUGAAGUUCCUGAGUGCCUGGAGCAUCCGAGGCUCAAACUACAUGGACUGCUUUGAAUCCAAUGAGAAACAAGGAACCAAUUUCCACAUCUCCAAGAAAGACCCAGGAGAGUACAUCGACAUCAAGUUCAAAGGGGCCCCCAUUGGCAUGUUCCACCACAUCAACACUUAUGAAGACCAAGGGUUCCUUGUUGUGGACCUGUGUGGAUGGAAAGGUUUUGAGUUUGUUUACAACUACCUCUGGCUGGCAAACCUAAGAGCCAACUGGGAGGAGGUGAAGAAGGCAGCCAUGAUGGCUCCCCAGCCAGAAGUGCGCAGAUACGUCAUCCCCCUGGAUGUCCACAAGGAGGAGCAGGGCAAGAAUCUUGUGAGCCUGCCAUACACCACAGCCACUGCUACCAUGCAUUCUGAUGGCAUGGUAUUCCUGGAGCCUGAGGUGUUGUUCUCAGGACCCCGACAAGCCUUUGAGUUUCCUCAGAUUAACUACGAAAGGUACGCAGGGAAGAACUACACCUAUGCCUAUGCUCUGGGUCUCAACCAUUUCAUACCAGACAGGAUCUGCAAGUUGAAUGUAAAGACCAAGGAGACCUGGGUAUGGCAGGAGCCGGACUCCUACCCCUCAGAGCCGUUGUUUGUCCAGACCCCUGAUGGAGUGGAUGAGGAUGACGGAGUGCUCCUGACCAUUGUGGCGGCUCCCGGUUCCCAGAGACCAGCAUACCUGCUGAUCUUGAAUGCCAAGGAUCUGUCAGAGAUCGCCAGGGCUGAAGUGGAAUGCAAUAUCCCCGUCACCUUUCACGGGAUGUACAAACCAUGAUCAGCUGUUCCAGUAUUAUCAGCUGCCACAGAAAUAAAGAUUUUCAGAGAGAAAAAGGGUGCAAUUAACCCUCUUAAGCCCAUAUUAAACUAGAAAACAAAUCUUGUGGUUGAAAAAAUAAAUAUUUCGGAA